This is a messenger RNA of Coffea eugenioides, 1839 nucleotides long. RefSeq names its product probable inactive receptor kinase At2g26730. Gene Ontology annotation, biological process: protein phosphorylation. The coding region runs from base 1 to 1839 and encodes 612 amino acids. The record is from RefSeq and is a predicted model, not a curated record. Gene Ontology annotation, molecular function: protein binding; ATP binding; protein kinase activity. Lineage: Eukaryota; Viridiplantae; Streptophyta; Magnoliopsida; Gentianales; Rubiaceae. The transcript is spliced from 2 exons.
AUGGUGUUUUCGCUUCUUCUGGUGAAGGUGAGUGCAGAAACAGUUGAAGUGAGGCAAGCAUUGGUGCAAUUUAUGGACAACAUUUAUCCAGCGAAUGCUCGAAGAGAUGCGAGUUGGGGGUGGAAUUCGAGCUCAGACCCCUGCGAUGCACGGUGGAAAGGGGUGGGUUGUCGUGGUACUUCAUCUGUCAGGAAAAUAGUACUUGAUGAGAUCAAUCUCACUGGAAUUCUUGAUGCCAGUUCUCUGUGUGUGACGAGAUCACUUGCUGUUUUGAGCCUGAAUGACAACAAUGUUUUUGGAAAUUUGCCUGAAGAGAUAUCAAAUUGCAGUCGUCUGACACACUUGUAUCUUUCUGGAAACAAUUUCACAGGCAACCUUCCAAAAUCUCUUUCGAGGUUGAAUAACCUGAAAAGAAUUGAUAUAUCGAACAAUAGAUUCUCCGGUGCAUUGCCUGAUUUGUCAAGAAUCUCAGGCUUGUUAUCUUUCCUUGCUGAAAACAAUCAGCUCAGUGGAGAGAUACCAGAUUUUGAUUUCUCCAACCUUGUAGAGUUCAAUGUUUCUUACAACAAUUUCAGUGGACCUGUUCCUAAUGUGGAUGGUCAUUUUGGUCCAAGUAGCUUCUUGGGUAAUCCCGAAUUAUGUGGACAACCACUAUCAAUUGCAUGUCCAACUCCUCCACCUGUUCCAGCUCCAACACCAGCCAAAAAGAAGCAUUCCUCAAGCAAACAAUACCUUAUCUACUCUGGAUAUGCUAUUUUGGCCUUGAUCAUUAUAUUCUUGGUUGGCUGCAAAGUCUUCAAGAGGAAGAAGCAUGGUGCAAAGAAUUCAAUGGCAGCAGAGAAUGAAAGCAGCAAGCCUAGUAGUACUUCUAGUGAUUCAAAGAUUAGGGAAGGAAGUCGGUCAGAAUUUUCCAUAAUGUCUCCUGCGACAAGGAAAAGUUCAUCUCUAGUUGUUCUUUCAAGUCCAGUGGUCAAUGGCAUGAAAUUUGAGGAUCUGCUACGAGCACCAGCAGAAUUGGUUGGAAGAGGAAAACAUGGAACCCUCUAUAAGGUCGCACUCAAUAAUUCAGUGACCUUAGCAGUGAAAAGGAUCAAGGACUGGGAGAUUUCACGGGACGAUUUUAAGAAGAGGAUGCAGAAAAUAAAUGAAGUGAAGCAUGCGAAUGUGUUGCCUAUUGUUGCCUAUUAUUGCUCUGAGCAGGAGAAGCUCUUAGUUUACGAAUUCCAGCAGGAUGGCAGUCUCUUCAGACUCCUUAAUGGAAACCAGAAAGGUGAGAUGUUUGAUUGGGGAAGCAGAUUAAGCGUUGCAGCUAGUACUGCUAAUGCAUUAGCUCUCAUGCAUCAGGAGCUUCAGAAUGAUGGCAUUGCACACGGAAACCUUAAAUCCUCCAACAUAUUGAUGAACAAGGAUAUGGACCCCUGCAUUAGUGAGUAUGGCCUAAUGAUGGUUGAGAAUCAUGAUGAACAAUUUACUACUCAAAUUGAAAGCAUAAUGGAUGAUGAUUCACAAGGCAACAAGAAAAUCUUCAAAGCCGACAUUUAUUCCUUCGGUGUAAUUCUCCUCGAGCUGCUGACAGGCAAGCUUGUUGAGAACAGGGCAUCUGACUUGGCUAAGUGGGUACAUUCAGUGGUGAGAGAAGAAUGGACAGCUGAAGUUUUUGACAAGGCACUGAUUUCAGAAGGUGCAAGUGAAGAAAGGAUGGUUAAUUUGUUGCAGGUGGCUUUGAGGUGCAUAAAUCCUUCCUUAGAUGCAAGGCCUAGCAGCAGUCAGGUUGCUGUGAUGAUAAACUCUAUAAAAGGCGAUGAAGAGAAAUCCACAAAUACAAGCAUUGAGCUCUAA